ACGAUACCGUAUGGUAGUGGAUCGGGGUCUCACAAUUUUGCCCUCCCCGCAUGUUCCUAGACACGCGAAAUCUCUUAUCAGGGCUGAGCGGUGUGUCAGUGUCCUGCCUCGAGGCUUGGCUGGAUACUUUUUCUUCUUCCUCUUUUCCCUGUGGGGCCGAGCCAGCUGAAGUGGUUUGGUUGGCUGAUGGGUUCUCGCUAGAUUGACCUGCAGAUUGUGUCUGUGUGCUUUGUGUUGCCCGGGACCGGGAAGGUGGUGCCUCCCCCUCCUUCCACCAUUAUCCGCUGGAGAGGACAAUACAAACGGCGGCUCAACUCAUUGGUUUAUCAUUACUGUUGUUAUUGUGGGCCUUAUUUCAUCAAGGGGAACACGUCGCUGAGGAAAGACCAGCGGUCGCCCGGUCGGCGUGAUGAACUAGCCACCGGUAUAUGACUCCUCCACCCGGAUCAUUUUGAGUCAGGAUUGGGAGCAAAAUCUCACGCGACCAAUAUUUCGAAGGGCCUCUCCAUGAGGUUUUUUGAUACCGUAUGCCCUCACGAGUACUAUCUGUAUCGUACGCACCUAGCCUGGUGCUGUCCGUAGGUAAGGAUACGGUAGUGGUGAGGAACGGGACCAUCCUAUCAAAUAAGGUCCCCUUGCAUAAGGGGUCGAUCUGAAGCAGGCGCCCCCCCCCAAGAAAAAUCUGGCGCCUGCGGUACUCGAGUACUGCCCUAAUCUCGCAGACUGUGCUUCUACGAGUAAUCUGCGCCUCUUUGCCCAUCUUUUGGGUUGCCAUUAUGCAGCUACUCUUCUGCAGCACACCUCCUCACACCCUCCCCCCUCCUGCCCAGUGGACGUGCAGGGGUGCAUGGCCCAACUCUGGGCACGCAUUGCGGUGUAUAAAGUCCCGGGCCCCGCGCAAGUAAUCGCCUUUGAUACAUUCAGCAUGCUACCCCGACACACGAUUCGCACUAUCAGACAGAAACACAUCAAUAAAUAGCAUACUUUGCCUCUCAGCUAUCAUCACACGACUGCAUUUGUCACACGAAUAGUCUUUUCUUUCUUUCUACCAAAAAAUAAGAAGCUAUAUAAACAUACAACAUCCUCCCGUCCCCCUUCCUGAUAUCAGUCACAAGCAACCUUCCAUCCAUCCACCACCCGCCCUUUCAUCCAUCAAACCACUAUCCAUCCAUCCACUCACCCCACCCGCACCAGCACAAAGCCGAGCACUCCCAGCAAAACUUCGCAAUGCCUCUUUGCUUCAGCGAUGCCCGGUUCGACCUAGAACCCGAAGUGACUGCCCGUCGCAGUCAGAUCAUCAUUGAAAGACGCCGGACUUCAACCCCCAACCACAAGAUCGCGGUGCCGGUAAUUUACCCUCCCCCAGCAGUGGUCUACCCAUCUUCGAAUAGCCAAUACGCGCUCCAACCGCAAUACACACACACGGAGACGCAAGUCAUCGUUGCCGCACCGCAGGAGCAGAAACCAGAGCCGACGCCGACAAUACUCAACAUCAACAUCGAGCAAGCAGCCUCCGAGAUUGCACAGAAGCUGGCGACGGAGAACAUGCUGAGGAAUCAGGUCGCCGUCCUCGAGAACUCGUUGGACGAGGAGCGGAGGGCGAGGGAAAAAGAGGAGAGUGCAAGGUGUCAGAAAGAGAUUGAGGAGAUUUACGAGAAGCGAGAGGAAAGGCACCGGUCGAGGUCUAGAGAAGAGCGCAGGCAGUGGAGGUAUGCAGAGGAGGCAGCGAGGCAGAGAAUCUCGCACGCGUAUCAGCGAUCGAGUUCCAUGGGCAGGCUCGCCUCCCCGCGCGGCUCCGGCGAUAGGUUGCUCCUGGUGGCAGAGCACUCUAACCCCCGCCACUCAGCCGACAAAGUGGUGGUCACUCAUACCAGACAUCACAGCCAUGAAAUCAAGUACAAGAGUUGCUCUCUCUGCGGUAAUUAUGGCCACGAAUCUCCCGAGUGCUCGGAUGAUGAACGGGGCAUUAUCCAAACUCCCGUUGCGCGGGUGAGGUAUUUGAGGCCAUGAAUUGUUAGCGGUAUUAGAUCUCGUGCAGUGGCAAUUCUGAGUGGGGGGUUUCUUGACCCCUCUUUUUCUGUUUUUUUUUUUUCUUUUUUUCUACUUUGUUUCGCAGCCAAGCUUCUGUGCUCCGCGAUAAAUUCUUGUCAUGAGUUGAUCUUAUUUUCACGUUCUUACAUCCCGUCCAUGAUUUCACGCGCAGCGGUAGUGUACGGUAGUUUCUUCAGUGUUUCUUUUUCUAGGGGGUUGGAUAAACAUUUCUGAUUUCGCUCUCUCUGUUUACCAUAGUUUUCCGCAAAUUUAGUUUUUUUUUUUUUUGUUUUCCACUUUGUUUUCUUCCCUUUCCAGUUUUGAAAUGAAAAACUUUGUAAAUCUUGUAAUACCAGAUCUGCCCUAGCUUUCUGCGCAGGCAAAGAAGAGGAAGAGGAAAAAAAGAAGAAAAAGAAAAAAGGAGAAAUUAAAAGCGAAAGUGAUGCCAGUAAUGCAACCCUUGUACGAGCACUUGUACAACCUUAUUCCCGAGUGAAACAUGUCCCACUGUCCAAGUACUUUAACGGUACGGUAGUCGAGUACCAAUACCAGCUGCCAGUACGGUGCAUUAAGGUACCCCAUCCCCGACUGUAAUGUACGAAUUCAGAAAAAAAAAAAGGCUGGGCAACUCACCGACCCACCGAUCCCAUAUGACUUUUUGUUCGGU
This is a messenger RNA of Tuber aestivum (summer truffle), 2698 nucleotides long. The record is from the annotation of a GenBank genome assembly. NCBI's taxonomy places the organism in Eukaryota, Fungi, Ascomycota, Pezizomycetes, Pezizales, Tuberaceae.